This is a messenger RNA of Drosophila hydei, 1114 nucleotides long. RefSeq names its product protein-lysine N-methyltransferase EEF2KMT. The coding region runs from base 137 to 1105 and encodes 322 amino acids. The transcript is spliced from 4 exons. The record is from RefSeq and is a predicted model, not a curated record. Lineage: Eukaryota; Metazoa; Arthropoda; Insecta; Diptera; Drosophilidae.
ACACACGUAUAAACCUUUUCCUCAGUGUAUUGGUAUAACAGCUGUUGCGUUGCCAGCUGUCUGCAGUGAUUGGCAGCGCUGCCAGAUCGAGUCCACCCGUUCGCUUGAGCAUAUUGAAUUUUUCACAUUCAUAAAUAUGGAGAGCAACAAGUUUGACAAAUUGCGGCAGCAAUUUCUAUGUUGCUAUCCCGUUAAUAAGAUGGCCUGGUCGACGUUGCAUCUGCCGCUGGAACUGGAUGAGCAACGUGCUUUGAUCGCUGCGACCUGUGGGCAUCCGCUUAAUCAACGGUUUCCGGUGCGCCGCAGUUACCAAGAGGCGUUCGUCAAGCGUCUGAUGCAUGUGCUCAAGGAUCACGAUGAGCUGCACGACGACAUCUACGACAGCCUAUGCGGCCAGCUGGCGAAAACCUCAUUGGAUGCAGCGCCAGCCACGUCUACAUAUGCCUAUAAACAUUAUAUGCUGCAGUCGGAGGAGCACAUCACGCUGCGCGAGUCCAAUAGCUUUGUCAGCGAGGGCACCACUGGCCUCUGCACUUGGGAGGCGGCCUUGGCACUGGCCGACUAUCUGCUCGAGCAUCCCAAUCAGCUGCAGGGCAAAAAUGUGCUGGAACUAGGAGCGGGCACUGGCUUGCUUGGUAUACUACUCAAGCACAAGGCGCUGAAGCUUCCCGUGGGACAGGUGCUCGUCACAGAUGGCAGCAACGCCUGCGUUAAGUUAAUGCAUGAUAAUAUUUCCUUAAACUUUGAUGAUGCCAGCGAAGAGGCAACGCCACAAUGUGCGCAGCUGCGUUGGCAUGAGAUCAAAGAGUUUCCCUGGUCAAAAUAUGCAGCGCCUGAUCUCCUACUGGCCGCCGAUGUUAUCUACGAUGAUACUCAGUUCUCGUCGCUGCUAGCAGCCCUUGACUUUGUCUAUGAGCUGCGCGGCAAUCGAUGCGAAAUGCUGUUGGCCAGCACGGUGCGCAAUGUGGAUACCCUGCACACGUUUAUGGAGCAGCUAGAGCUACAUGAAUAUCAGGUAACGCCCUGUGCCAAUGUCUCGGCCUGUGCCAGUCAUUUUUGUCGGGAUCACACAGCUGCCGUACAAAUCGUGUGCAUUAAACGUUAAAACUAGUUU